Penicillium crustosum is the source of this 462-nucleotide messenger RNA. RefSeq lists its product as uncharacterized. NCBI's taxonomy places the organism in Eukaryota, Fungi, Ascomycota, Eurotiomycetes, Eurotiales, Aspergillaceae. The transcript is spliced from 2 exons. The record is from RefSeq and is a predicted model, not a curated record. The annotation marks the transcript as partial.
CCAGCCCUAAGCUGCAUCGAUGUAGCACGGAGGAACAGCCAAGAAAAAACUUGCUCACCGGCCGAAACGCUCUCAGUGAAGAGCUGCCCUUCUGGUCGAACUCCUCGAGCCAAUGACAAGUGGAUUACUUUGUUUGGCGCCGACAUUCCCUGCAAUAUCACUAAGACUUCGGAACGUCACGAACGCCCCCUUCACAUGUGUUUUGGGUGUCAUACUGGAUGCUGCCAUGGGCGGAGUGGAAUGCUAAAACACGAUGGGCUGGGGAGAGUUUCUGAGGGAGCUAGGGCCAAUCCUACAGGGAACAUUUCGGCCCUCUCAGUCACUGUCUACGUAGCCCGUGUCUUGUUUCGAGUAGGGGAGCAUUCGGCGAAAAGCCGGACCCGUAGGUUGUUUGAGCUGCAUUUCCUUCCGAUGUCAUCUCCACUGUCAUGCGAAGAUGCAGAAAAUUUGAUGUCUCAAUGA